ACAAUAAUUAAAGAGAGAGAGAGCUCUGCAAAUCUUUUGAUAGUCUAUUUUUCAGUGCCUACAAACAGAAAAACAUAAUGAAAUCAUCUUAAUGCAUACAGAACAAACAAUAAACCUCAAAGAGAGAGAGAGCCGCAAAUCUGAAAAUAGAAAUUACAGCUUCGAUCAGGUUCCUCGGACCCAGUUUAAUUUGUGGAUUGUGAGCAAGAAACCUCUUAAGGGAGAAUGGAACUACAAAGGAAACAAAGCAAACAAGAAGAUGAACAAAUGUGUGAUUUGCCUGAACCCAUUAUUCACAAAAUACUCUUUCUCCUCAACACUAAAGAUGCAGCCAGAACUAGUGUUUUGUCCAAGACUUGGCAACGUGCAUGGACUUCAUUCCCGCGCAUUUCUUUUGAGGAAUUGGAUUUUAAUGCUGGAGGCAUUGAACAACCCAAUUAUUAUCCAAAAACCAACAAAGCAAUCAAGAUGAAGAAGGAGAGUUUCAUGGCUUACAUAGAUAAAACCCUUCAAAGCUUCCUUGAACACAACUCAAACAUAGAGGAAUUCACUCUCAAGUUGACCUACCAUGACAAAGAGUUUGUGUUGCCUCGUGUUGUCAAAUGGUUAACCUUUGCAACUGAGAGAAAAGUCAAGGUACUGAGUCUUUGCUUGUCAAUAAUAGAUUUUAUUGAUGAACAUAAAUUAUUAGGAAAACAAGUAUAUUACAGUUUACCUCAGGUUGUGCUUGAGGCCAAAACAAUAUCUGAGCUCCAGUUAUCACAUUGCAAGUUGGAGCCCUGUAAUGAGUUUAAGUUCUGUCAUUUGAAAACUUUGAAUUUGAAUGAUGUCCAUCUAGAUGAACAGGUAAUUCUGAAUCUGACACUUAGCUGUCCCUUGAUCGAGGAUUUUCGACUAAAUAAUUGUCAAGGGUUCGAACAUUUAAUGGUGUCAAGUCUUCCUCGACUUAAUUUGUUUCAUGUAGUAGCUAAUACAAAGGUCUUGAGGAUUGAAAUUGAUGGGCCAAGUUUACAAACUUUUCACUACUGGAGUCGUUAUUCAUAUGGGUUGGACAAUGAGCAUUGUGAUAUUUACUUGGAAGCAUGCAAAAAUUUGAAAAGACUAUUUUUCCAUAAUAUCAUGGCAGUUGAGUUGCUUGAAAAUAUAGGAUCAAAGUUUCCCACUCUUGAGGUCUUGGAAAUCUCAGAAUGGAAGAUGACAGAUAUCGAAAUCUCUUGUCAAACGCUUAGGGUGCUCACCUUAGAGAAUUGUAGAGAUCUUGAGGUGGUGGAAGUUGAUACCCCCAAUUUAGUUUCACUUCAUUGCAGGAUGAAUAAAUUGCCUUUCUAUUCUUUUGAUGCUCCAAGUUUGCUAGAAGUCGAGCUUAAAUUCUAUCUUCGAAGUUGUUCCAAUCUUUGGUUUGAUGAAUUGAAAAAACUUGUUGGAAAGUUUAAUAAUUCUGAAGGUUUGAACUUGGUCAUCCACUCCAAGUGCAAUGGCAUUCUACUAGAUGGAUUGAAUGAGCGUGUACUUUCUUGGCUAAUUGAUCUCACGGAAUUGAGGCCAACAAUAGCCAUAUCUUCAAUGGGUUUAUCCAAUUUGGUAGAAAGAUUUUUGCUUGAUAGUCAUGUAGAGACCCUAUCGAUAUUGUCAAGUUCCAGCAAAUUACUAGAGGUCCUGAAUGAGAAGCUAAUCAAUAGACUAUUCAAAUCAAGGUGUCUACACGAUUCCUUAUCUGGUGUAAAGGUUGUGAACUUAGAUAGGGAAGAAGAUCUUGAAUUUUCCAAGUGGAUUGCUUUGUCGAAGUCACAUGAAACUAUGGACUACAAGAUAACUAGUUUUAAACUUGAAUGGAUGUGAUUGAUGUGGUAGAAAGACUUAGAUAACAUCUUGAUCACAAUAGUUUAUGCUAGAUCUUUUUGUAUUAAUUUAUUGUAUUUUCUAUUUGGUUAUUGCCAAUUUCAAUAACUUAGGAAACCCAUCAUUUAUGGUCCCACCAAGUAUGGUGAUCAAU
Messenger RNA from Quercus lobata, 1993 nucleotides. Its product is annotated as putative F-box/LRR-repeat protein At4g15060. Gene Ontology annotation, molecular function: protein binding. The coding region runs from base 226 to 1839 and encodes 537 amino acids. The record is from RefSeq and is a predicted model, not a curated record. NCBI's taxonomy places the organism in Eukaryota, Viridiplantae, Streptophyta, Magnoliopsida, Fagales, Fagaceae. The transcript has 4 exons.